Molecule: messenger RNA, 5784 nt
Organism: Bombus impatiens (common eastern bumble bee)
Lineage: Eukaryota; Metazoa; Arthropoda; Insecta; Hymenoptera; Apidae
Gene: m
Exons: 9
Coding region: 1376-3145 (589 amino acids)
Source: RefSeq, a predicted model, not a curated record
AAGAACUGCCUUAUAGGGGAGUUAAGCGCACGGCGACGACGCCUCGGUUGAUCUUCGUCUCGUCUUGUCUCGCCUGGCCUCGCCUUGGAUCGGAUCGGAUCGUCCAUCGCACUUCGCCCCGCCUUGCGUCGCAUCUUCUCGCGUACAUGAACGCUUGUGCCGACGUCCCGCGACCCCGAUCCUUCUCAGAACGCGCGCUAGAGACUGCAUCGGGUUUUUAGCGCGAUCUUGAAAACGGAAAAUGUUUCUUUUUUCGUCGAACGUUGCCCGUACUCGCCCAUCGACGUAGCUCUCCAAAGCUGUUUCUCGCGAGUCGCGCUGAAAAUCACCGACGAAGGGUGAAGUAUGUAACACGCGCUAUCUCGUCGGAACUAACCGAUGAAUAUUUAUCGGCGUCCAACUAAUCGUUUGAAUUAAUUAUCAUAUUUACUUGGUUCGACAAUUUUUAUCGUGAAGAAUGUGUCACGAUUAACGGUUAGCUGAGUUACACGGAAAUCGGGAAAAGAGGGAAUGAUCGAUGGGGGAUGUCGUUUGGAUAUCGAACGAAUACGAAGCGCGAAGAACGAGAGAAGCCGCAACUGCAAGAAUGAAAAUGGACGAAUAGAAGGAAUAUUGAUAAGGAGAAAAAGCGAACCGAUAACGACUGGAAGAAAAAUGACGGAUGAUAGUUUGAGACGCAACCCUGUCCAUCUAGCGCUGCACGGCGUGGAUUGGCGAUGGAAAAAAGCGGAAGAUUGAAAAUCAUGGUCGAUCGAACGGUAGAACGUGAAACGAGUAAUAGGUUCUGUAAACGUCGAGGAUGACGAUUCGAUUAACGAUGUGGGAUCGCAGUCGAUAUAUCCUCGCAAAUAGUCAUCGCGACUUGCCGAGCGUGGAACGCAACGAGGAAAGGGUCACAUCGCAGAUCGUUCUCGAGAUAUCACUGUUCCCGGAGCUGCCCUAGUCGAAGAAAGAGAAAAGGUAUGAACGAAAGGAAGAAAAAGGGCGAAGCAUGUACGUAUAAGACUACGGGAGAAGACGAACAGGAGAAAGAAGAGAAGGGUAAGAGCGAAGGAGGAAGAGGAUGAGAAGGAUGAGGUGGCGCGAUAGCGGCAAAGAUGAGGAGGGUGGGAGAUGGAAAACGCGGCCCGGCUACGAAAUGGCCGUGCCCCAAAGAGGCCAACGAUCGAGAAUGACCACCCGACGUCUCCCUAAAUAAUGAUAAUCCCAGCACCCUGGUUUCUAGCGUUCCUUCUCGUGCGAAACUUACGAGAGCCUAUAAACCUAACGAAAAGGCGUGAACUCGGAUCACGAGAGAUUCUUAAUUCUGAAGGGACGAUCAAAGACUACUUUGAAAGAAAAGCGUAUCUCAUCGUGAGAGGCUGGGACCUCCAGGAUGCCAGGGGUGUGGAGGUUGCUACGUAUGCUGAUCUAUAUGGUGGUUGGCUUGAAGAGCGUUGGUAGCAAUAGCGACAUUUGGCCGCUAGAAAGGCCAGAGGGAAUGCCAGCCAUACAAUCUCUCGAAGUGAUGUGUGGAAAGGAUCACAUGGAUGUACAUCUCUCGUUCUCACAACCCUUCGAGGGCAUCGUCUCGUCCAAAGGCCAACACGCCGAUCCGCGAUGCGUCUACGUUCCACCGUCCACUGGCCAGACUUUCUUCUCCUUUCGGAUAGCCUACGCGAGAUGCGGUACCAAGCCGGAUAUGCAUGGACAGUUCUAUGAGAACACUGUGGUCGUUCAGUAUGACAAAGAUUUGCUCGAAGUCUGGGACGAGGCCAAACGACUGCGAUGCGAAUGGUUCAACGAUUACGAAAAGACUGCUUCGAAACCGCCAAUGGUUAUAGCAGAUCUCGACGUAAUACAGUUAGACUUCAGAGGCGACAACGUGGAUUGUUGGAUGGAAAUUCAACAUGGCAAGGGACCAUGGGCACCUCCGGUUUCCGGAAUAGUACCGCUCGGCUCUACUCUCACCCUAGUCGUCGCUAUAAACGAUUAUCGAGGAGAAUUCGACAUGCGCGUCAAGUCGUGCGUGGCCUCGGACGGCGGUGGACACACGAUACAGCUGAGCGACGAGUUCGGAUGCGUGCUGAGGCCGAAGAUGAUCAGCCGAUUCUUGAAAGCACGGGGUUCCGACGAUCGGGCGACGGUCAUCACUUACGCCUUCUUCCACGCGUUCAAGUUCCCGGACGCGUUGAGCGUGCACAUCAAGUGCAAGGUUGAGAUCUGUCGUCACGGCUGUUUGGAUCACUGUCAGCUCAGUGGAUCCGUUGGCCACUACAUUCAAGAGCGCAAGGAUCAGAUACGACCGCAAUACCCGCAAACCACGGUACCGCCCACCGUUCACAACGACGAGGACAACAGUGCCGACAAGAGUAACGAAAACGUAGGUGGUGGAACCGAGCAAGGUGAUGGCUCCCUUUACGACGACAUUAUUCAAGAUGGUGAUGAGAUGACCUCGAUAGGAGGUCAUUUCUUGGGGGUCGAGAAAUCAGUUCCGAAAGCACAGGCGCAGACAAGCAACCGGCUACCGGCACCGGUAGUCGAGACACCAAACGAGGAAAUUCAUUUGGAUGACGCUGAUCUUUCAAGACCAUUCGUAGAUCCUCCACGGAUGACACGAUACGAGAGUGAUCAAGACCAAUUCCCGCACGGGCCUCGGAAUCUCGAAGGUGACAGCAGCGCGAUACCCGUGAUACCUCUCUCGUCUGCGAAUGGCAGACGAAAGAGAUCGGUCGUGGUAUCCGAUAGGAAAAUCCGCAGCGCCGAUGUCGGCGUCAGUGGUUUGUACGAGGUGAUCUCCGAAGCCGAUCUAGCCUUUAGCCCGGACACACACGCAGAAGCAGUAACGGUGUUUCAAGGUAGAAUACGCGAGGAAGUAGUUUAUGGUAUCUGCCUGCCGAUGCCCGGUUUCAGCGCGCUGUUUAUCGUCGUGGCGCUUUCUGCAGUCAUUUCCGCGCUUGUCGCCGGCGCGAUGCUGCAUCGGUUGCAAGCGCAACGCGAGGCAGUCGACAGCAGAAAGAACAAUAGAGCGGUUCACUCGACGAACGGUUGGCUACCUUACGGAUUGCUGCGCGUACGCUGCACGACGAGACCAACUCAUCUGGAACAAAUUCAACAAAAACAAACGAAUCCAGUCGCCACCAGUCCUUCGGUCGAGAGAGGUUGACGAUUCGUGACAUUUGUGUCGCUAGUGGGACGCGGCCGUGUACGCUCCACGAAAGACAAUGUACAAUAAUACGCUGUACAAAGUAUUUUAAGUGCGUCAAAUCACGUGCGACAGGUUCUUUUUGCGAAUGAUUUCGAGACGAUCGUAUUUCCUUCGAGGGAGGAUUCUGCGACGGAAAUUUUUUCAUAGAUUUCCAUGAGAACGAUAUUCUCCUUUUUCUUUUCACACGAACUCGUAAACGAAAGCAUUGCUAGAUGAUCAUUGUCGAGAGGCAAUUAUUGGUAUUGGGUAAGUAAAGAGCAUAAUCACGCAGGAUAAUAUUUGAUCUAGAACGAAUGUAUACAAUUCGCAAGGGAGAUUUCCAUCAAGAGGACAAUGUGACAGCUAUUCGCUGUGAAUAUUGUAGAAAUGAUAUUUCUGGAAUGAUAUUGGUGGAAAUGUUUUGUUUUCUUUAUUCGAUGUUUCAUUAAUCAAAGGGUCAAAGACGAUAGGGAAAAUGCUUUCGCCGCGUAUUUUUUUCUAUAGGUAAUUCGUUAACGAAAAGAUGCGCAUUAGUAUUUUCUAUGAGUCUGUAGAGUACGAACUAAUGCAAUUAAAAUGAUUUAUUGUUCUAUCGUAAGUCGUAAUAUGCCUUGUAGCAUUGCGCGUCUGUUAUCUAUUUAAUGAUGAAUUCACUAGAGGUGCUGAUAACGAUAUUUGUUAAUUAUAAUAGAAAUCGAACGGUGUUCGAUAUAAUAAAAAUUAGUAUGCUACGACAGUGUAGGAAUGACUAUUGAAUAUAUACAAUUUUGUAAACUAUACGUAGUCUUUAUAUUUUUAUUUAAAAUAUUUCUUUUAGAAAUUGACAUUUUGAUAUUUAUUAUUGACAAAUAAUAAUAAAUAUUGUACAUAAAAGGAAAAUAUUUUCUACAAAAAUUUAAUGUUAAUCUGCCUUUGAAUAAUUUAUAUACAUUCAUAUACUACGAUUAACGAUGAUGUUAUAUAAAAUUUAUAUACAUAUAUUUUUUCAGAAAGAGAUUAUUUUCUAUUUGUAUCUUUAUAUAAAAUAACAUUUGAAUUACAUUUGUAUAAAAUGUAGAAUUAAAAUGUUUUAUAUUAGUAUUUGGCAAAUAAGAAUUCUACUUGUUAGAUAUAUGUAUUCUCUUCCUUCUCAUGGUCCUAUUUUUAUACACGAACCUUUGCUCAUUAUCGAUGAUGUAGGUAUGUCAGAGUUUUCGAUACCUCGUAUCAUUUGAUUUAAUUACACUGCACUUAUUAAAUAUUAAAGCAAUAGAUAUUGAAAUAAUCGUAACAUCAGAGAAAAUGUGAAUAUGCGAUUCCGGCCGUUCUCGAUACGAUGCAUCGAUAUCAUUAGGAGAAAGUUAUUACGUUACCUUACACAUAAUAUAAAAUCAAUAUAGAAUACACCGAAUCACAUAAACUAAUGAAAUCUAAUAAUUAUCUGGUUUUUUCGAAUAAUCGUUAGUUUCGUACAUUGCACGGAAGACGUGAUUGCAUAUUGAAUGAAAUGCGUUGGAUUAUCAAAACUCUUGGGAAACUUGAAAAUGACAGCACCUCUAGAGUUAGCCCUAAAGAGGCUGAGAAUAACAGCUAACUGAGAAUAGAAACGAUAUCGUAAAUAUUCUCAGGAAAAUUGAAAGAUGCUACUACUAAGCUUAAAUUUUCAUCUGUUUUUAAAUAUUUAUAUUAUUACGUUAGAUUAAUACGAAAAAUCGACAUAGUUUAAUGGAUGCCUCGAUAUGUUUAACCUUUCGUUGACAUUUUUAAUAAAGCACAUAUUAGACGUUGAAAGAAUCGAUUUAAUUUUAGAUUGAGAAAUAUAUAUAUAUAAUAUAUAUAUAUAUAUAUAUAUUUUCGAUCCUUCUUUUGUUAGUGUCAACUGAAGGUUGAAAAUUCCAUGAAAAUCGAUUGCCUUCUCAGGUUUUUUAAAUAGGUGACUACAUAGUAGGCGAGAUUAUUUAAAAAUCUUUGAAACGCAACGCGCAUUUAGAAUGUCCAGGAAGACAUUUAAUACCAUGAACAAGAUUUUGUUACUGAACUUGAAAUACCAAGUAUAUAUACGUAAUUAUAUAUAUAUAAAUAAGAAGCGUAUAUUUGGAAGGUUCUAUCGUAAAAAGGGCUUUCCGCUUUAAAAGUAGUUGUGCAAGUACGAAAGCAGAAGGGGAAAGCUUUCCGUAUAGGAAAGCAAGAUUUCCUCGUAAUCCCUUCUAUACGUCCUUUUACGUAUUACAUUUUCACUUCUGUCUUUGUAAUAAAAAAUGAAAAUACUUGUUUUUUUUCCUCUUCCUCUAAGAACAGAUUAAUUAAUGAUGCGGUGUUUGGAUAAUUACAUUUUAUAUACUUAUUCGUCCAAACGUUUUGCAAAUCGCCAGAGUAAUUGUGUUACGCUAGAUUAUUUUAAGUACAUGUAUACACGUGUAAAAAAAAAAGAAAGAACAUUCUCGUAUUCUUGGAGAAUACAAAAAUUGUUAAAGGAAGUAUCAACAACCACUAAUUAUGUGUGCAACUAUGUGCGAUGCUGGACAACUACCACAAUACUUCGAGCGAAAGGAACAAAGAAUUAAGUCGAUUGUUAAUCGAUAGGUUGUGUUUUUAUUUAAUAUAAAUCAAUGAUAAUGCCAAUAAAUGUAUUUACAGGA